AAGCCUUCACUCACAUUAAGUAACGCAGUCACUGCCAUCUCGCGCGUUUCGAUCCUCACAAAAUGCACCAAAACGUUGGAGACCCUGCAAUUAGGCUCUUCGGCCAGAAGAUUCCCCUCUCCGGUGAUCUUCACAAAGAACAAGAAGAAGAGGAUGAAGAUGAACGAGAGAUAGAAGAGGAAGGAGACAAGGAUCUAGGAGUUGAGAAUGUUACUGAGAAAGAGCAAGAAGCUGAUCCUCCUCCAGAUGAAGAAGAACCUAAGAAGAAUUCAGGCACAUCACCUGCGGCUAUCGUGAACCCUAAGACACCUUCCAUAGAAGAAGAAACUGCAAAUACAAAGAGUGACAAGUCAGAGAAGGAACAAAGCAAUGCAAACAACUCACAAGAGAAGAAGCCAGAUAAAUUGCUACCAUGUCCCCGCUGCAAUAGCAUGGACACUAAAUUCUGUUACUACAACAACUACAACAUCAACCAGCCACGAUAUUUCUGUAAAGCCUGUCAAAGAUACUGGACUGCUGGUGGUACCAUGAGGAAUGUACCGGUGGGAGCCGGACGGCGAAAGACCAAGAAUUCUGCUUCGCAUUAUCGCCACAUAAUGAUCUCUGAGGCUCUUCAAGCAGCAAGAAUUGAUGCUUCUAAUGUAACUCAUCUUCCAAUUUUGAAAAGCAACGGUAGGGAUAGAGUCCUCAGCUUUGGAUUAGAUGCACCUAUCUGCGAUUCCAUGGCAUCUGUCUUGAAUCUUGGAGAAAAAAGGGCUCUUAAUGACACAAGAAAUGACUUUCGUCACCAUGGCUUAGAGGAUCAAAGACUCUCCAUUCCUUGUAAAAGUGGAGAAAAUGGUGAUGAUUGUUCCACUACAUCUUCCAUUACAGUUUCAGGUUCUGUAGUAGAAAAUAGCAAAAGCACUUUACAACAACCAAUGCUUCAAAACCAUGGUUUCCUUCCUCAACUUCCAUGUCUUCCUUGGCCUUAUACAUGGAAUUCUCCAGUUCCCUCGUCUGCUUUGUGUCCUUCAGGAUUUCCCAUGCCAUUCUACCCUGUUCCUUUUUGGAACUGUGGCAUGCCAAGGAAUUGGAAUGUUCCAUGGUUUUCCUCUCAUUCAUCUGCUUCAAGCCCCAACUCUCCAAGCUCAGGUCCAAAUUCUCCAACUUUGGGGAAGCACUCAAGGGACGGUGACAUGAUCAAGCAAGACAAUUUGCACAAAGAAGAACCUUCAAAACACAGGAAUGGGUGUGUUUUAGUUCCUAAAACGUUAAGAAUUGAUGACCCAAGUGAAGCUGCAAAGAGUUCUAUAUGGGCAACACUAGGAAUUAAGAAUGAAUCAGUGAGUGGGGGAGGUAUGUUUAAGGCCUUUCAAUCAAGUAAAGACAAAAAGAAUCAUGUUGAAGCCUCUCCAGUGUUGAUGGCUAACCCUGCAGCUUUGUCUAGAUCCCUUAACUUCCAUGAAAACUCUUGAGUUAAUGGCACCAUGAAAAAGUCUUUAUAAGCAAGAGGCUGUGACCAUCUUUGAAUAAUGGGUUAUUGACUUGCUUCAUCGACCUUGUAUAGAAGCAAAGGGAGAACUAAUUUUUGUCUUUCUUUUCACUUAACACUAUGAAUAGAAUAGGUUCAUCUUAACGUGUCUAACUUGCUGAGUUUGAAUCCUGUAUAUAUAUAAAUAUAUAAAAUAUGUGUGAAAUAGAGAUCUUUAUGUAAAAGCUCUUUACUAUGUAUAAAAAUCUAGAUGGUGUACUCAAUAGAAAAAUGAAUAACUUUCUCUAUGAAUAGUUCUCUCUCCUUUUAUGUGAACAACUUGAAGGAGUAUUUGUUUUCAAUAAAGAGUUCAUAAUAAACUACAAGACUUAGAAAGAUAAACACAAACAAUAUUAAAAGGAAUGGAGAGUGGAUACUCUUGCCGUAACAUGUUGUGUGCUUUGAUAUGUUGUCAACUAAUCAAUAACAUUUGAAUGGUAAGAGGAGGGAGGGGAAUAAUAUUUUUUGUCCUUGUUAUAUACUAAGUUAUUCCCUCAUAUACAAAGAAGAUAUCAGGUACUCUGGUGACUGCGAGAGUUGAGAGAGAGGAUAGACUUGCAUAUAACAGCUUUUUAUGAGAUAAACAUGCAUAUUGCAGCUUUCUUUCAAAAAGUGGAUAUUUUCGAGGGAUCCAGAUCCGCUCCUGUUAUGACAGUAACUGGACAUUUUUGCUUAAGCUAGUUAAAAUUCCCUUGGCCAAACAAUACAAAAAUAAAGGAGAAAGCACAAAAAAUUCGAAUUAACAGCAGCACCACAUGCAAACUCCUCCAUUUGUUUCACCUCCUCCCAACCCCAAUAAUUCAGAAGCCAAAUUCCCAUCUCAUCCUUUGAGGCUUCUUCCCACCUUCGUGAGCCUGUAGCAACACUUCUUCAUUCCCUUUCAUGUGAAACCAUUCAACACUCUAUCAUAGAGAGGAAAGAUUCCAAGGGAAGGCACAUAACCAUUGGGUGGCUUGAUAAACAAGAGCCAAGUUUAGUUAUAUAUGCUUCUUUUGGGACAACCGCAAGCUUGACAAAGGAGCAAAUCCUACAUAUUGCAAGUGCAAAGCAAGCAAAAGUUCAUAUGGGUGCUAAGAGAUGCUGAUAAAGGAGACAUCUUUGAUGGAAAUGAAGUGAAAAGGCGUGAGCUUCCAAAUGGGUUCGAAGAGAGAGUUGAAGGGUUGGAGUUAGUUGUGAGAGACUGAGCCUCAAUACGAAAUUCUGAGCCACCCUUCAAUAGGAGGGUUUAUGACUCACUGUGGAUGAAACUCUUGCAUUGAGAGCAUAACCAUGGGAGUGCCACUAGCAGCAUGGCCUAUGCACUCAGACCAACCAAAAAACAGUGUUUUGAUCUUAGAAAUUUUCAAAGUUGAUUUGGUUAUGAAAGAGUGAGCUAACAGAGAUUAGUUGGUGACUGCAACUGUUACUGAGAAUGAAAGGGAUAAGGAAGCCUCACAGCGAGAUGUCACAUGCGGCACCGCUGUUAUCACUGUCGUCAUUUAGUCAUUGUUAUAUGACCAUGAAUUAUUAUUUUUGAUAAUAAUUAAUAAAAAUACCUACAAUUUAUUUU
Messenger RNA from Abrus precatorius (Indian licorice), 3062 nucleotides. RefSeq names its product cyclic dof factor 3-like. Gene Ontology annotation, molecular function: DNA binding; DNA-binding transcription factor activity. Gene Ontology annotation, biological process: regulation of DNA-templated transcription. Bases 63 to 1457 code for a protein of 464 amino acids. The record is from RefSeq and is a predicted model, not a curated record. The transcript is spliced from 2 exons. NCBI's taxonomy places the organism in Eukaryota, Viridiplantae, Streptophyta, Magnoliopsida, Fabales, Fabaceae.